AUGAAGGAGUGGAGCUCUCUCAAGCUGCUGCUUAUCUGCUACACGGCUCUGGGCUGUGUAGGCUGUGCAGCUGCUGUGAUCCAGGUGUUUGGAUACGAGGGCACAGAUGUCCAGGUGUCCUGCCCCUACGACGAAGGCUACGAGGAUUACGAGAAGUACCUGUGCAAGAACAACUGCGGGAGCAGGGAUGUGCUCAUCACAACAUCAGAAAGUAACAAAACCAAAUACUCCAUCUCUGACGACACCAAGAGGAGAACCGUCAUCGUAACCAUCUCUGAUGUCCGGUCAGCCGAUGCUGGGAAAUACUGGUGUGCGGUCAGAAGGACGAUAAAAGAUUAUUUCACUGAAUCCCGGCCCCUGGAGCAGAAGUACCUGUGCAAGGGUAGUAGGCCCUCCACCUGCCUGCAGCAGGCCCUGGUCACCUCCGACCGCACGCCGGCCGGACGGUUCACACUCACCGACGACCGGACGUCCAGGUUCACCGUCAACAUCAGCGGCCUGACCGCUGAGGAUUCUGGGAGAUACCUGUCGGAGAACCUUACGGGCACCGUGGGGCGUCCGCUGACGUUGGAUUGUCCGUACCCAGCUCAGCACCGCACCAACAGGAAGUUCCUCUGUAAAGGAGAGACACGCAAAGGCUGCAGGGAUGUGACGAGCCAGGGUCGGUUCAGGCUGCACAACGCCUCCUCCAGCCCCUUUUCUGUCACCAUCUCCCCGCUGCAGGCCGGGGACGCCGGGACCUACUGGUGCGGCUCCGACCCGCUCUGGAGCCCUGGGAACUACACGAAGAUCCACCUGUCUGUAGAUGAGUCUCACUCCUCGGUCCUGGUUCACGUCCUGCCAGCCGUCCUGAUUCUGACCCUGCUGUCGGCCCUUGUCUUUGUCCUGGUUGUGAUAAAGAAACGCAAAAGACUGCAGGGCACUUUGUACACAGAACACGCCGAGCCA
Molecule: messenger RNA, 948 nt
Organism: Menidia menidia (Atlantic silverside)
Lineage: Eukaryota; Metazoa; Chordata; Actinopteri; Atheriniformes; Atherinopsidae
Source: the annotation of a GenBank genome assembly